Messenger RNA from Hippopotamus amphibius kiboko, 942 nucleotides. RefSeq names its product olfactory receptor 4P4-like. Gene Ontology annotation, biological process: G protein-coupled receptor signaling pathway. Gene Ontology annotation, cellular component: membrane. Gene Ontology annotation, molecular function: olfactory receptor activity; G protein-coupled receptor activity. The transcript has a single exon. The coding region runs from base 1 to 942 and encodes 313 amino acids. NCBI's taxonomy places the organism in Eukaryota, Metazoa, Chordata, Mammalia, Artiodactyla, Hippopotamidae. The record is from RefSeq and is a predicted model, not a curated record.
AUGGAAAGCCAUAGAAACAUCUCAGAAUUCAUUCUUCUAGGACUUUCGUAUGACCAGAAUAUACAAAUAUUUUGUUUUGUGUUCUUCUUAUCGUGUUAUCUUCUCCUGUUGGUUGGAAACCUUCUGAUCCUGUUCUCCAUUCAAUGCAGUCCUCUUUUUCACCAGCCAAUGUACUAUUUCCUCAGCCACUUAUCCUUCAUAGACAUCUGCUAUACCUCCAGCGUUACACCCAAAUUAAUUGGAGAUCUGCUAGUAGAGAGAAAAACAAUUUCCUAUACUAAUUGCAUGGUACAGGUCCUUAUCAUGCACUUCUUUGGAGGUACUGAGAUCUUUAUUCUUACUGCCAUGGCUUUUGAUCGCUAUGUUGCCAUCUGCAAGCCUCUCCACUAUGUGAUUAUCAUGAACAGAACAAGAUGCAAUCUCCUACUCUUAGUUGCUUGGGCUGGUGGAGCUGUCCAUUCUUUUCCUCAGUUCUUCAUGGCAAUUGGAUUACCAUUCUGUGGUCCUAAUCAAAUUGAUCACUACUUCUGUGAUAUUUUCCCUCUGCUAAAAAUUGCUUGUACUGAUACCUACAUCACUGGUGUCCUUGUGAUUGCCUUUUCAGGUAUGAUUGCCUUAGUUACCUUUGCUGUCUUAUUUAUUUCUUAUGGCAUUAUAUUAUUCACCUUAAAAAAUCAUUCAGCUGAGGGAAGACACAAAGCCCUCUCUACCUGUGGGUCUCAUAUCACUGUGGUCAUCUUAUUUUUCAUACCUGUUAUCUUUAUCUACCUUAGACCUCCUACUACUUUCCCUGAGGACAAGAUAUUUGCACUGUUUUAUACCAUCAUUGCUCCUAUGUUCAAUCCCUUAAUUUAUACUCUGAGAAAUACAGAGAUGAUAAAUACUUUGAAAAAAUUUAGUAUCAAACAUUAUUUUCCAAGGAAGCACACAAUUAAGAAAUAA